Sipha flava (yellow sugarcane aphid) is the source of this 641-nucleotide messenger RNA. RefSeq lists its product as uncharacterized. Gene Ontology annotation, cellular component: nucleus; epsilon DNA polymerase complex. Gene Ontology annotation, molecular function: protein heterodimerization activity. The coding region runs from base 1 to 585 and encodes 194 amino acids. The transcript is spliced from 2 exons. The record is from RefSeq and is a predicted model, not a curated record. Lineage: Eukaryota; Metazoa; Arthropoda; Insecta; Hemiptera; Aphididae.
AUGGAAAACGAUUCGCCAAAUUUGUUCGACAGCGAACCGAUGACGGUGCAGUUGUCGGUUCCCGAAAAAUCCACCGACGACGUCCUGGCCGAAAUCCUAGAAGAUGUACGCGGAGACGUAAACGAAGAAAAUGAUGUCGUCGACGGCACGAUCGCGGACGGGGUUCGAGACGCUGUCGAAUAUCACACGGAUGAUGAUGAUGAUGAAGAUGAUGAUGAAAACCAUGAUGUCAACGACCGCAGCGCUGCGGACCAAGAGUUAGGUGAUGACCAAUCUGUUGACCAGUUGACCGAAACGGAACAAACUGAUGGUUCACUGAAUACCCAGGCAAAAAACGUGCACAAAGGAUUACCUCCUGGCCGAGUGAAGCUCAUAAUGAAAAUGGAUCCCGACGUUAACAUAGUCGCAGGGGAUGCUGUGUAUAUACUUACAAAAGCAACAGAAAGUUUUGUUGGACUGAUAGUGCAACACUGUCACAAAGCAAUGGUUGCUUCUAAUAAAAAAACACUAAAAAAAAAACAUAUUGAAGCUGUGAUAGAAGAUAAUGUACCUUUUGAAUUCUUAGAAGGUGCAUUAGAUUGGUAACUAUUAAAUUUAUAAUUAUAUAAGCUCUUCAUUUUUAAUUAUUGUAUAUUAUGUAU